Messenger RNA from Ailuropoda melanoleuca (giant panda), 1010 nucleotides. RefSeq names its product hemoglobin subunit zeta. The coding region runs from base 33 to 461 and encodes 142 amino acids. Gene Ontology annotation, biological process: oxygen transport; hydrogen peroxide catabolic process. The record is from RefSeq and is a predicted model, not a curated record. Gene Ontology annotation, molecular function: haptoglobin binding; iron ion binding; heme binding. Gene Ontology annotation, cellular component: hemoglobin complex; haptoglobin-hemoglobin complex; blood microparticle. The transcript has 3 exons. Lineage: Eukaryota; Metazoa; Chordata; Mammalia; Carnivora; Ursidae.
CAGUCCUGAUCACGCCCAGCUCAGCUACCACCAUGUCUCUGACCAAGGCGGAGAGGACCAUCAUCCUGUCCAUGUGGGACAAGAUCUCCUCUCAGGCAGAUGCCAUUGGCACCCAGGCCCUGGAGAGGCUCUUCACCAGCUACCCGCAGACCAAGACCUACUUCCCGCACUUCGACCUGCACCCGGGCUCCCCGCACCUGCACAUGCACGGCGCCAAAGUGGUGGCCGCCCUGGGCGACGCGGUCAAGAGCAUCGACAACAUCGCGGGCGCCCUGGCCAAGCUGAGCGAGCUGCAUGCCUACAUUCUGCGCGUGGACCCGGUCAACUUCAAGCUCCUGUCCCACUGUCUGCUGGUCACCGUGGCCUCGCACUUCCCCGCCGACUUCACGGCCGACGCCCACACCGCCUGGGACAAGUUCCUGUCCAUCGUGUCCUCCGUCCUGACCGAAAAGUACCGCUGAGCGCACCCGCCGGACGAGGGCGGCUGCGGCCCCUCCUGCCCCUGAACCUUCUUCCAUAUUUCCUCCCGAGAUUCUCCAAUAAAUGGAUGAGGGCGGAGUGGCUCCUGCGUUCUCAGUAUUGGCGGGAAAGAGGGGAGUGAAAGAAACCGGGAGCCGCAGGAAUGCGGCCGACCCAGUGUCACCACCGACUUGAAGGCCGCCCCAAGCGUGCUCUGGGUCGAUCCUUGCGCCUACGGACCCCAGAGUCGGGAAGGGGCAGAGCAGCCCCAGGCUGGCCCCUGCGCUUCUCUCAGGUCAGAGGCGUUUGCCCCUCUCCUGUUUCCCAAAUCGCCCAAAGAUUGUUGCUUUACUGAGCGUGUUGGGUGCCUGAUGUCAGAGGUCCCGCGCUGCGGCGACCCAUGACUCGAUCGCUGCUCCCCUCCCCGCCCAGCGCUCUCUCUCCCAAUCCCUCCACCGGCUCCCUCCCGAGAGGCUCUAACUUUGCCCGCGCGGGAGUGAUUCCAGAUCCAGCCAAAGUCUGCAGCAAACGCACGCCCGCACAGCCGCGUG